This is a messenger RNA of Oryza brachyantha (malo sina), 3430 nucleotides long. RefSeq names its product protein ROLLING AND ERECT LEAF 2-like. Bases 429 to 2813 code for a protein of 794 amino acids. The transcript has 6 exons. Lineage: Eukaryota; Viridiplantae; Streptophyta; Magnoliopsida; Poales; Poaceae. The record is from RefSeq and is a predicted model, not a curated record.
ACCUCAGUUCAGUUAAUCUGCUGGUGGGCUGCUGUUCACUUUUUCUCUCCCUUCUCCUCCCAGUGAUUUCUCCUCCUUUCAAGUCUUUUGACCGUUGUUGCCUCUCUCUUUCUCUGCCACCACAACUCACACUCUCUCCUCUCUCCUCUCUCUCUCUCUGCACAAAGACUUCUUCCACUUCUUGUUCAUGUACACACGCAUACACAGCGCCCAAAGGAGGAGAAAGGGAUAGAGAGUAGAGGAGGGAGGCCUUCUGAGUCUCAGCUUCUGAACUCUCUGAAACUUGUCAGAUAGUUGAGUUGAUUCAGGCCAUCUUCUUGUUUGGCUACAGCCUGGAUGUGCCCGUCACCAAAAAUCGAUUCUUUUACAGUAUUAGAAGUUCUGGUCCAAGCAUGAUGGGUUCUUGAAAUAAACAAGGCUGUGGAGACAUGGGAUGUGCUGCUUCCAGGUUAGAAGAUGAGGAGGCUGUCAAGAUGUGCCGGGACAGGAGGGACUUCAUCAAGCAGGCACUGGAGCAGCGGAACCGCUUUGCAUCGUCUCACUUUGCCUACAUUGAGUCCCUGAGGCGUGUUUCAAUGGCCCUCCAGCGGUUCGUUGCUGGGGAUGAUCACCAUGAGCUCAUAUUUGAUCAAUUCAUUUCUCCUUUGAAGCAACAGAAGCCAGAGAUGCUUGGCCUCCCUUAUGGUUCAUAUGAGAAGAGAACUAUCCAUGUUUCAAAGUAUUUGAGGUCAGGACCAAACCCAUCAGUAUCAGUUGAAGAGCAGCCAAGACCUGUGGAAACAAUCCAUAUCGAGUCACAUUACCCCAUGGAUAACUAUGGUGGCACGGACAGGUUCUUUGCGGCUCAUUCCUCGUCAAUGAGGCCAUCUUCCUACUACCCACCUUUUGACAGACCAAACUAUCCACCUCCAUCACCCCAGGAGCCAGUGAGGAAUUCCUAUUACAUGCAUUAUGACAGGCCAAGUUAUCCACCUGCAUCACCCCAGGAACCAACAAGGACUUCUUAUUAUGCGUCGAAUGAUAGGCCAAGCUACCCACCUCCAUCACCCCAGGAACCAGCAAGAACUUCUUAUUAUGCGUCGAAUGAUAGGCCAAGCUACCCACCUCCAUCACCCCAGGAGCAGGAAUCAUCACAGUGGGACUUCUUCUGGAAUCCAUUCUCAUCACUGGACAACUUUGCAUAUCCGCGACCUCGGAGUAGCUAUGACAAUGUAGUCACUGAUGAUGAAUUGGCACGAUUACAGCGUGUAAGAGAGGAGGAAGGGAUCCCAGAACUCGAAGAAGAAGAUGACGAGUGUCAAGGACAUCAACAAAUGCACCAGAAAGAGGAGGAAGAAGAAGAUGAUGAUGAUUCUGAUGACGAUGACGACGACGAUGAUGACGAUGAAUGCGAGCACUCAGAUGAGAGAUGUAUGGCUUCUAAUGGGGCCGUUCACCCUGUGAAAAACGAGGUCAACGCCAAGCAGGAAACAAAAGGAUUUGAAUCCAAAGGAGUUCAGUGUGCUGAAGCAUGUGAACCGCGUAACAAAGUAGAACUUGAGAUCAAGGCACAUAAGAAAGAGUUGAUGAGGAACAAAGUUGCAAAUGCAGAAGACACACCUGGUUUCACAGUGUAUCUGAACCGCAGACCAGCAAGUCUGGUUGAGGCCAUGAAAGACAUUGAUAGUCAGUUCUCGGGGAUCUGCGAUGCUGCAAAGGAAAUCUCAGUGAUGUUGGAGGCAAGUAGAGCUCAAUACUCAACCUCAAACGAUCUUUCUGCAAAGAUGCUAAACCCAGUCGCACUCUUGCGCUCUGCAUCAUCCCGGUCAUCGUCUUCUCGCUUCCUUCUUGCUCCCACAAGCUCAAUAGAGGAUCUCUAUGACCAUGAGACAAAUAGCUGUUACUCUGAAGAAUCUUGUAGUACAAUGUCUGGAAGUCAUCACUCCACUCUAGAUAGACUGUAUACAUGGGAGAAGAAAUUAUACAAAGAAGUAAAGGCAGGCGAGCGAUUAAGAAUUGACUAUGAGAAAAGGCUGAAUCAUUUGAGGAACCAAGAUGUGAAAGGUGAUGAACCUUCCUCUGUCGAUAAGACCCGUGCAGCAUUGAGAAGUCUACAUACUCGGAUGAAGGUGUCAAUACACACGGUUCAGUCAAUAUCAGGGAGGAUUGAAGUUCUAAGAGACGAGGAGAUGCAACCUCAGCUCAUGGAGUUGAUCCAAGGAUUGUCACGGAUGUGGCGCGCCAUGGCUGAGCGCCACAAAGCUCAGAAGCGUACGAUCGACGACGCCAAGCUCCUCUUCCUCCAGCGCCACCCCACGGCGGCCACCGCCAUUGCUCUGAGCGCCCCGGACGCGGCGACACCUCCUCCAGCCGCGGUGGCGCUCGAGUGCGAGAUCCGCGCGUGGCGCGGCGCCCUGGAGACGUGGCUGUCGGCGCAGCGCGCCUACGCGCGCGCCCUGGCCGCGUGGGCGCGCCGCUGCCUCGGCAUCGGGGGCGGCGGCGGCGGGGCGCUCCCCCACGCCGCCGCGCUGCCGCUGGCGUUCGCGGUGUGCAUGGAGUGGGGCCACGUGGUCGACGCGGCGUCGGAGGCGCGGGUGAUGGACGGGCUGGACUUCUUCGUCGCCGGCGUCGGGUCGGUGUGCUCGGGCGUCGCCACGGGCAUGGAGGGCAUGGCCGAGCGCGUGCUCUGCGCCGGCAUGGCCGCGGUGACCGGCGCCAUGGCCGAGUUCGCCGACGCGUCGGCGGACAGCUACGACGCGUUGGUAUCGGCGGUGGCCGCCGGCGCGCCGGGACGCGGGAAAGAGGAGACCUUGGCACAGCCGCAAGUACAGUAGAAUGACACGUGGGUCCCAGGUGUCAUAGAAUGACAUGUGGGUCCCAGAUGUCACUGAAUGGCACAAAAAUGCCUAAGCUUUUGCGUUGAAUUCUGCAGUUACAUAUCUAGUCUUGUAAUGAAAAAUGCUAUUACAAGGCUGAUCACUGUAACUGGUGAUUAUUGGCUUGAGGAUAAGUACUAGUUAGAGGGUUUAAUUACCAUGGUAAUCAUGUUCUUGGUGUGAUUCUUCUGUCAGAGAGAGGAGACUUCUGAAUUCUGAUAUUGUUUUGUAUGUAAUUAUGAGGUUAAUUAACAGGUAAAGGGUGGUGUAUCAGUGUAUGGUUAGUGUUUUUCCUUGAAGAGGACUAGGGGAGUUGUUAGGGGUCUAGUUGAUUUUGUUAGGAGAGCCUUUGUGUGCUAGGUUGAAUGAAAUGUAAAUUACUCAUCAGCAAUCUGGCAGCACUGUAGCAGCAUCAAUUAGUUGAAUUCAAUCCAGCAAAACUGCUGCACUAUCUGUGUCCUCCCACAUCUGUCCUCUUCAGAAAACCUAUACAUCAUAAACCACAUGUACUUAGCAUUCCAAAAACAUUACAGCUCUUUGGAUAAUGUACCAAUCUAUUUGUUCAUUCGGCAUUA